AUGUACUGUACUAAGACUAUCCUUUCACUGCUCUCCCUUGCACCCCUCGCAUGGACCGCUCCACACGAAAAGUCCAAGCCCAUUGCUGAAAGAAAGGCUCUCGCUGGAUGCCCCGACGGCGCUUACCUUCUGUACAGCACUCCAGCUGGAUUAACAUGCAUCGGUAAAGCCGGCCUGGGAAUCGUUGCCAGCAUCGCCGCCCCAACCGCCGCACUCAUCAUCGCCAACGUCAAGGCCGCCUGGAGCAGCAACAUGCCGGCUCCCUACCCUGCCUCGGUGUCUGCUCCGUCUUCCGAGAGGAGGGAUGGGCUAGCCAUCCGAGACUCUACCGUAACGGCUUACAACGUCGAGUCUUACCCGGGUUUUGAUUACCAUGAUGCCAACAACCCGGACUCGGAUAACGACUGGGUGGGCAUUUUCGACUCCAUGAUCGAUUACAUGAACACGGAGCAGAUUGAGUGCUUGCAGGCUCUUGGGUAUGGCGAUGAGACGAACUAUGAGAACAGGUUCACGAUCUGGUUGCAGACGAGCGAUGGGGUUGACCACAGGUCGUGCUAA
Messenger RNA from Zasmidium cellare ATCC 36951, 558 nucleotides. RefSeq lists its product as uncharacterized. Lineage: Eukaryota; Fungi; Ascomycota; Dothideomycetes; Mycosphaerellales; Mycosphaerellaceae. The record is from RefSeq and is a predicted model, not a curated record. The transcript has a single exon. Bases 1 to 558 code for a protein of 185 amino acids.